UGUCAAGGGUGCAAUGAAUAUGCGUCGGUGUCAUGCAAGUGUGCGAUGACUGCAUAAGUGUGGUCGUGUACGUAAUCUAGUGAAUGCUUUAUGCUGAUGAAUCGGGGACAAUGUCCAGAUAUAAUUGCCGAUGAACUCUGAUUUAGUACUAGUCAUACAAGACUAGUAGAUAGAUUCCUUUACAAACUUGGGAUGUUGUAUCCCCAACUUUAGUUUAUAAAAAAAACUUGGCUGUCGAUCUCCUUUCUCGUUUUUGUGUUUCUUGAUCGACAGAUCAACGGAUGACUACCGCCUUUGCUGUCUGUUCACCAACAUCACGUGUUCUGUAAUCACACCUACUCCUUUGGACUCCUGCUCACGUCUCAUACCCCACAGUGUACUUCGGGUGGCCAUGUGGAUCAUCGGGUGUGGCGCCCUCAUCGGGAACCUCAUUGUCAUCUUUGUCCGGUUCAGGGAAGAGAGAAAUUCUGGCAAUAGUGUCCAAAGAAUGUUCAUAACGAAUCUUGCUCUGGCUGAUUUUCUGAUGGGUGUGUACAUGGUGACAAUCGCCUCUGUGGAUAUAUUCUAUGGUGACGGGUACUUCCUUUCGGCACCAAUCUGGCGUGAGUCACAUCUCUGUCGUUGGGCAGGGUUCGUGGCUCUUCUCUCAAGCGAAAGCACAGUCUUCCUGCUGGCUCUUAUUACCAUAGACCGAUUCAUCUGCAUCUCUUUUCCCUUUGGAACUGUCCGUUUCCACCGUUCAUCUGGACGAGUAGGUGUUGGUCUGGUGUGGAUUCUGACAUUCACUCUCAGUUUAGCCCCGCUCAUAAUUGGAUUGUACAGUUCAGACUUCUAUGGUCUGUCGGAUGUUUGCGUGGGGCUACCUUUCAAUACAUACAUUGAACGAACCGGCCGCAUCACAUACUCCUCACCCGCAAACAUUUACCAGUUUAUCGCUGAUGGGGAGACCGAACAACGUCCCUACUGGCUAUAUUCUAUAGCUCUUUUCCUGGGUAUUAACUUCAUUCUCCUGAUCCUCAUUUUCCUCUGCUACUUAGUGAUCUUUCUCCAAGUACGUAGGUCUGCCAAGAUUUCUGGAUCAGAGAGGGUGAAGCGAGAGAUGCGCAUGACGGCCAAGAUGGCGUUGAUCGUCGGUACAGAUUUCUGUUGUUGGAUGCCUGUCAUUAUCAUGGGCAUUCUCUCACAAACGGGUGUCACGGAACUCCCGGUGUCUCUAUACGCUUGGGCUGUGGUGUUUCUCUUGCCAAUCAACUCGACUCUGAAUCCGUAUCUGUACUCUUUUGUGGCGCUCUGCUCAAAGAAAAGGGACAGGCAGUUUCCGCUAACAAACUUUAGCGUCAACAAGGUCAACGCUCCCCAAAACACAUGAAAAACCUUUACCAAUCAUUGUAAACAUUAUGGCCCGUAUUCUGAAGUCGAGUUUAACUUAAACUCCGGUUUAAAGUUGUGGAUUAAGUAUGGAUGGCCAAUUGUUACGUAAUUCACUAACAAUAG
This is a messenger RNA of Lytechinus variegatus (green sea urchin), 1494 nucleotides long. RefSeq names its product G-protein coupled receptor GRL101-like. Lineage: Eukaryota; Metazoa; Echinodermata; Echinoidea; Temnopleuroida; Toxopneustidae. The transcript has a single exon. The coding region runs from base 392 to 1369 and encodes 325 amino acids. Gene Ontology annotation, molecular function: G protein-coupled receptor activity. The record is from RefSeq and is a predicted model, not a curated record. Gene Ontology annotation, biological process: G protein-coupled receptor signaling pathway. Gene Ontology annotation, cellular component: membrane.